Penicillium canescens is the source of this 1935-nucleotide messenger RNA. RefSeq names its product DNA-directed DNA polymerase eta. Gene Ontology annotation, molecular function: DNA-directed DNA polymerase activity; damaged DNA binding. The record is from RefSeq and is a predicted model, not a curated record. The coding region runs from base 1 to 1935 and encodes 644 amino acids. The transcript has a single exon. Gene Ontology annotation, cellular component: nucleus; replication fork; site of double-strand break. NCBI's taxonomy places the organism in Eukaryota, Fungi, Ascomycota, Eurotiomycetes, Eurotiales, Aspergillaceae. Gene Ontology annotation, biological process: error-prone translesion synthesis; response to radiation.
AUGUCCGAACCCACAUCUGAAUCCUUGAAGACCUCUCGUUUCACCUACCGACACUUGCAAGGACUGCGACACGGAUCCACGGCAACGCCCCUGCGCGUGAUUGCGCAUAUCGACCUCGAUGCCUUCUAUGCGCAAUGUGAGAUGGUGCGCCUGGGGACACCGCGCGAGACACCCCUGGCAGUACGACAGUGGGACUCUUUGAUAGCCAUCAACUAUGCGGCACGGCCCUUCGGAAUCACACGGUUGAUCAAUGUCGCUGAAGCCCGGAAACUCUGUCCAGACCUCGUCCUACAACAUGUUGCAACAUUUCGAGAAGGAGAGGGAGGACGAUGGGCGUAUCGAGAUGACUCUUUCAAGAAUAUUCAAACGGACAAAGUGUCGCUGGACCCGUACCGCGCAGAAUCCCGGAAAAUCCUCCAGACGAUGAAAGACGCCCUGGCUACCUGGAGUACAAAUGAUGCGGAAGGUGAAACUCUGCGUCAGACACCAGGGGUUUCGGCUGGCUUGGAGAAAGCUAGUAUAGAUGAGGUCUUCAUUGAUAUAUCUCCCGUGGUCUUCAAGGUGCUUCUUGAGAGAUACUCAGAGCUUCGGACGGGUGUCCAAGAUGAGAACCGGGAUACGCAGCUUCCCAUACCUCCAACUACAGCCUUGCAAUGGGACACAGAUUGCCUGAUUGACCUAAAUAACAAUGAAAUGGAAGAGGAUGACCCAGAUUGGGACGAUAUCGUUAUGUUGAUAGGAUCUGAGAUUGUGAGGUCGGUUCGGAACGCGGUCUGGGAGAAGCUCAGCUACACUUGUUCCGCGGGACUUGGCCGGAACAAAAUGAUUGCAAAGCUGGGAAGUGCUUGCAACAAGCCUAACCUGCAGACUAUCGUACGAAAUAGGGCCGUGCAGAACUUCAUGAGCAGUUACAAAUUCACUCAGAUCAGGAUGCUCGGUGGUAAACUAGGUGAACAAAUUACGGAGGCGUUCGGGACGGAGAAAGUGAGCGAUUUGCUCAAUGUGUCACUUGAGCAACUCCGUGCCAAGCUAGAUGACCAUACGGCAUCUUGGCUCUACGGCAUUAUCCGCGGAGAUGACCGCAGCGAGGUCAACCCUCGAACCCAGAUCAAGUCUAUGCUAUCAGCAAAGUCUUUCCGGCCGAGUAUCAGGUCAGUUGACCAAGCGGAGAAGUGGCUUCGCAUUUUCGCCGCUGAUAUCUAUGGCCGGCUGGUGGAGGACGGCGUGCUUGAAAACAGACGCCGCCCCAGGGUUAUUACUCUGCAUCACCGAACCUCUCAGCCUCAACCUCAUUCCAAACAGACCCCAAUCCCAGCAUCGAGUACUAUUGACGAGACCCUGCUUUUCGACCUGGCGAAUAAUCUGCUUCGUCAAGUUGUGGCUGAGGGACAGGCAUGGCCAUGCUCCAACCUGUCAUUGAGUGUCGGGAGCUUCCAAGAGGGCGUGACUAAUAACCGGGCUAUUGAAAGCUUCCUGCUUCGCGGUGAUCAAGCAAAGGCUUUGACUCAUGUUUCAAGACCCCGAGAUGCCGACACCCCUCCUACUGAGCAACCAACUGAGAAACGGCGGAAGCUUGACGACGAGAGGAUAAAGCAAUUCUUCGGAAAACCAUCCUCUCCGGAAACCACCGGUGCAAGUGGAUCAGAAAUCCCACAACCACCUCUCGAAGCGGAAACAGAAGUAGCAGGGAUUCCCCGUUACACAUGUUCACGGUGCUCCAGGUCGAUCCUCGAGAAUGAAAGAGAGGAACAUGAAGAUUGGCAUUUCGCCAAAGACCUCGCAAGCCAGGAUCGCGAGGACGCCAGAGCUUCACAGCCACCCCCGCCGCCCACAACGAGCAGCGUACGAGGCUCCUUCAACCGCGGAAGGGGCGGCCGGGGUGGAGGUGGUCGUGGCAAACCAGAAAAAGGGCAGAUGCGACUGGCUUUCCAGUAG